AAAAAAAUAAUGAAUCAAUAAUCUUAUAAACCAUUAAAACAAAUUGAAAAAGGAAGCAAAGGUUGGGGUCUAAAACAUAUUGCAUAAAUGACUUUAGGUUCUGGAAACAUGAGCUUAGCAGUAGAGUUACCUUCAGGAGAAGAAUUAAAUGAAUGGUUAGCAGUUAAUACAAUUGAAUUUUAUAACGAAAUAUCAAUUUUAUAUGGUACGUUAAUGGAAUUUUGCACUUAAGAAAGUUGUCCUAUAAUGAGUGCUGGUCCAAAGUAAAAAAAGCAAAAACAAUAAAAUAAAAAAAAAAAAAGAUAUGAAUAUUUAUGGGCAGAUGGAUAAAAUGUAAAAACACCUUUAAAAGUUUCAGCUUGCGAAUAUAUAGAUUACCUUAUGACAUGGGUAGAAGCAUAAAUAAAUAAUGAAACAUUAUUUCCUUGUCAAAUAGGUGUUCCUUUUCCUAAAAACUUUUUAAAUGUAAUUAAAGUUAUUUUUAAAAGAUUAUUUAGAGUAUAUGCUCAUAUGUAUCAUUCUCAUUUUCAACAUAUUAUGAAUUUAGGACUUGAAUAUCAUUUAAAUACAUGUUUUAAACAUUUCAUUUAUUUUAUUGAUGAAUUUAAAUUAGUUGAUGAUAAGGAACUUGCUCCUUUAGCUGAACUAAUAUAAUAAUUUAAAGCUCGUAAAGAAAAUCCUUAAGCAAAUUAAUGA
This is a messenger RNA of Ichthyophthirius multifiliis, 696 nucleotides long. Its product is annotated as mps one binder kinase activator-like 1b, putative. Gene Ontology annotation, cellular component: cytoplasm; nucleus. Gene Ontology annotation, molecular function: protein kinase activator activity. Gene Ontology annotation, biological process: signal transduction; positive regulation of protein phosphorylation. The transcript has 2 exons. The record is from RefSeq and is a predicted model, not a curated record. Lineage: Eukaryota; Ciliophora; Oligohymenophorea; Hymenostomatida.